GGACGGCCUCUCACUGUCUCCCUCACCCGCCCCGCCCCGCGCUCGCUCACUGUCAUGGCGGCCCCGGCCGUCAGGAGGUGCGUGUCAGUCCUCGGCAAAGCUCCGGCCGCCGCUUUCCGGGCCUUGGGGGCUCGUUACUCGCGGGAAGGCGGCGGCGGCGGCGGCAGCAACAGGGCCGCCUGUCUGGCCUGUAACGUCACCCAGUAUCACCAGCACGUCAGGCUGCUGUCUUCCAGGAACCGCCCUGAAGGUAAAGUGUUAGAGACGGUUGGAGUGUUUGAAGCCCCAAAGCAACUAGGAAAAUAUGAAACCGGACAGUUGUUUCUACACAGCAUAUUUGGGUACAGAGGAAUAGUCCUGUUCCCAUGGCACGCCAGAUUGUAUGACCGUGAUGUGGCAUCCUGUAGCUCUGACAGUAAGACAGAAAGUGCAGAAGGAAGUCAAGGUUCAAAAGAAGUAAAAGGCAAAACACAUACAUACUAUCAAGUGCUGAUUGACACCAGGGACUGUCCUCAUAUUUCUCAGAGGUCACAGACAGAAGCAGUGACUUUUCUUGCCAACCACGACGACAGCAGAGCUCUCUAUGCAAUUCCAGGCUUAGACUAUGUGAGUCAUGAAGACAUUCUGCCAUACAGCUCCUCAGAUAGGAACCCCAUCCAACAUGAGUUAUUUGAAAGAUUUCUUUCCUACGAGCCUGCAAAAGCUCUGCCAUUUGCAGCCAGAGACACACUACGCGCCUGGCAAGAGAAGAACCAUCCCUGGUUAGAGCUGUCCGACGUACAUCGAGAAACCACAGAAAACAUCAGGGUUACUGUUAUACCUUUCUACAUGGGCAUGCGGGAAGCUCAGAAUUCCCACGUCUACUGGUGGCGAUACUGCAUCCGGUUGGAGAAUCUCGGCGCAGAAGUAGUUCAGCUUCGAGAACGACACUGGCGGAUAUUCAGCCUGUCUGGGACACUGGAGACGGUGCGAGGCAGAGGAGUGGUGGGCAGGGAGCCAGUUUUAUCGAAGGAGCAGCCAGCAUUUCAGUACAGCAGUCAUGUCUCAUUGCAGGCUCCCAGUGGCCAUAUGUGGGGUUCCUAUCGUUUGGAGAGAGCUGACAAGAGUUUCUUCGAUGUCCGUAUUCCACCGUUCUCCCUCGAAAGCAAGAAAGACGACUCUCCUAAUGGGUUCUUGCCAGGCCCAUUCACAUCCCUUAUCUGAUUGUGAAGUAGCCCUUUGCCCGUAGUGCACUUUAUAGCAACGGAAGCAAUGGAGGUGACGAGGGGGCCUCAGGGAAAUCGGUUUGAGCCAUUCCAAUCCAGUGGACUUUACUCCGUGGCACAGCAGUGCUGUCAGGCCAUCUCACUUGGACAUUAGAAGGUUGCACAUUGAGGAGGAGUAGUGCCCUUUUCAAUUAAAAAUCCAGGUUGAGGGUUAAGGUGCAUGCAGGUAAUACAAGGAUAAAUGUUUUGGCUCUGACUGCAUUUCUAUUAUAAUUGUACUGUCACCGGGACAUGGGACUAAAUUAUUAGGUUCCCAAUAUUUUAGUCCUUUUGGUGUAGCUGAAGUAAUUACAGCAGUGAUGGCCCCACUCCCAAGCUGAGAAAUUUGUGGUGUUAUUUCAAUUAAACUUUUUUGGGGAAAAGCAAAGAUUAGGCAAAUGUCAUAUGAAAGAUGUCCAUUGAUGACCCAGAACCCAUUGUUCAUAUUAUAGCAAUACAGAGAAAUCUGUCUGCUCGGAAUUGCCAAUGCGGGGCUCUUGUGUCAACAGUGGGGGGGGGUUGUAUCAGCGCAGACUUGUAUCAGCGCAGAUUGAUUGCAGGUUAAGCAGGACUGUGUUUGGAAGCAUGCCUCAGUUUGCACAGUGCCCAUGUAGUUAUUGCUUUGGGUUGGAGAGUGUGUGUGUGAGCCUUUGAUCUAUCAUUAUUAUUAUUAUCAUUAUUAUUAUUAUCCUUUUGUGUGAAGCCUCAACAAGCCAUGCUCCCACUAGUCUGAAGCUGAGUUCUGGCUGGGGCUCAGAAUUUAAGGCCAAAUACUUGACAAGAACCAGAUGCCUCAGGAAGAAGGAUCCUUGUCCACUGUCAACCUUGAGCAUUUACGCAAAGAGCAUUCUGUCUAACAGUGCGUUUAAUGCUGUGUUUUGGUGGUUGUAUUUCUGUUGUAGAAACCAAGUGAUUGAAAAAAAACACAAUCUCUGCACAAAAUGAUUACAAGGAGACUAAUGUCUCCCACAAACCCCUUCAAUUUCUCCGUGAGGGCACUGACGUGUGUUAGUGUACAGUAACUCCAGUACCUCUCAAGUGCCCAUUCUUUAUAUUCAGAGCUAGAGAGUGUCAGGUUGUUUGACCAAGGGAACAAAUCCUUCCUUUGACUUUUUCCAUACACCUACACUUUUUCAGCAGCUGCUUAGUGGCUAAGCUUUUUCUUCCUCACUUUCUCCCCCUCUCCAAUCACUGCAGGGACGCUGAGGCCAAACCUAAGCUAACACUCCAGUGCAGCGCUGGGUGGGUGUUGCAUUGUCAGAGAGACCCUUCGGAUGAGAUGUUAAAACAAAGUCCUGUCUGCCUGUUCCGGUGGACUUUAAAGAUCCCAUGGCACUAUUUGAAAUGAGAAGUAAAUCCUUCUCUCCUGGUGUUCUGGCCAACAAGUUCCCCAAAUAAAAUUGGUCAUACACUCCUUGGCUGUUUGUGGGAUA
Callorhinchus milii (elephant shark) is the source of this 2677-nucleotide messenger RNA. It is a transcript of the gene poldip2, whose product is annotated as polymerase (DNA-directed), delta interacting protein 2. Lineage: Eukaryota; Metazoa; Chordata; Chondrichthyes; Chimaeriformes; Callorhinchidae. Gene Ontology annotation, cellular component: nucleus; mitochondrial nucleoid. The record is from RefSeq and is a predicted model, not a curated record. Gene Ontology annotation, biological process: error-free translesion synthesis. Gene Ontology annotation, molecular function: DNA binding. The transcript is spliced from 11 exons. Bases 55 to 1203 code for a protein of 382 amino acids.